ACCCUCGGCUCAAUUGUUUGUUUCAUGGCGUAGGCCCACAGCGAUCUACUUCGUCCCCCGUCUCUGCUCCCCAUCCCCCCGCCUCCGCCUCCGCCACCGCUCCCCGCCGCCGGCCGAUGGAAGCCCCGGGCUCCCCCUACGCCUCCUCGCCGGAGACCGCCCCCAAGCGCGCGCCCCGCUCCCCGCCUCCUCCGCAGGAACGCCCCGAGACGCAACCCGAGGCCGAACCCGAAGAUGACAAGGAGAAGCCAACACAUUUGAGGUUUCUGGUGUCCAAUACGGCAGCAGGAUGCAUUAUUGGCAAGGGUGGCUCAACUAUUAACGACUUUCAGUCCCAGUCUGGAGCUCGUAUUCAAUUAUCACGUAGCCAUGAGUUUUUCCCUGGUACAAAUGACAGAAUCAUCAUGGUCUCCGGACUGUUUGACGAAGUAAUAAAGGCCAUGGAGUUGGUUCUCGAGAAACUUUUAGCAGAGGGAGAGGAAUUCAAUGAAGCAGAAGCUAGACCUAAAUUUAGACUCGUAGUUCCUAACAGCUCUUGUGGUGGAAUUAUUGGUAAAGGAGGUGCAACAAUCAAGGCAUUCAUUGAAGAUUCCCAUGCUGGAAUUAAGAUUUCACCACAAGAUAACAACUUCGUUGGCCUGCAUGAUAGGCUUGUUACUAUCACAGGACCCUUCAACAAUCAGAUGCGAGCAAUCUAUUUGAUAUUAAGCAAGUUGUCUGAGGAUGUUCACUACCCACCUAAUUUGAGUUCCCCAUUUCCAUAUGCAGGCCUUGGUUUUCCAAGCUACCCUGCUCCUGUUCCUGUUGGGUAUAUGAUUCCACAGGUGCCAUACAAUAAUGCUGUGAACUAUGGGCCUAAUGGUUAUGGUGGAAGGUACCAAAACAACAAGCCUGGUACACCUGUAAGAUCGCCUGCUACUAAUGAUGCCCAAGAAUCGCACACCAUUGGUGUUGCUGAUGAACACAUCGGUGCUGUUGUAGGGCGAGCAGGGAGGAAUAUAACAGAGAUCAUUCAGGCUAGUGGUGCCAGGAUCAAGAUAUCAGAUAGGGGUGACUUCAUAGCUGGCACAUCUGACAGGAAAGUGACGAUAACUGGAACACCAGAGGCUAUUCAGGCAGCCGAAUCCAUGAUCAUGCAGAGGGUGUCAGCCAGUUCGGAGAGGUGAUGAAAUCUCAUGGAGAUGGAGUGUGUCCUUGCAAGUGUUAGGUGGACUGGGAAUUUGUUUUUGCUCCCUAGCUUUAGUAUUAUCCGCAAAGCUUGAGAAAUUUAUGAUGAUUGUUGUUUAUUCCGACCGAUUGUGUUAGUAACCAGUGAAUUAGUUGUCUUUUUCUUCCCGCUGGGAUAGAAUUAUAUAUCUCAACAGAUUUGACUAUCUCCAUAACACCAAAACUAUGUUGGGAGUUUUGACAUUUCCUGGAGGAGAUGCAGAUUGUUGCUAGCCUAA
Brachypodium distachyon (stiff brome) is the source of this 1445-nucleotide messenger RNA. Its product is annotated as protein BTR1. The coding region runs from base 117 to 1166 and encodes 349 amino acids. Gene Ontology annotation, cellular component: cytoplasm; cytosol. The transcript has 8 exons. Gene Ontology annotation, molecular function: mRNA binding. Gene Ontology annotation, biological process: regulation of gene expression. The record is from RefSeq and is a predicted model, not a curated record. NCBI's taxonomy places the organism in Eukaryota, Viridiplantae, Streptophyta, Magnoliopsida, Poales, Poaceae.